Molecule: messenger RNA, 1148 nt
Organism: Hyphopichia burtonii NRRL Y-1933
Lineage: Eukaryota; Fungi; Ascomycota; Pichiomycetes; Serinales; Debaryomycetaceae
Exons: 1
Coding region: 39-1118 (359 amino acids)
Biological process (GO): inner mitochondrial membrane organization
Cellular component (GO): mitochondrial inner membrane
Source: RefSeq, a predicted model, not a curated record
UUUCCUUAGUAUUUUACCUAAUUGCCGGUUCAAUUAAGAUGAUUAGAAGAGGAUUGAAUAGGUAUUUCAGGGGGAUAGUGCUGAACCAGGUUCGAAAUGUUGGAGUUCAUAGUCGAGUAUUAAAUAGUGAUUCAGCUAAUAGUCAUGAUAUAAGUGAAGAAUUAUCUAACUCUAACUUACCACAAGGAACAGGUAGAGGACCGUUUAUAGAGUUACCACAUUUCAAGCCAUUGGGGGUACCUAGUAAUUUGUUGAACAUUACGUUGCCACAAUCAUCGAAUCUUAGUAUUAGAAAUGGGUCGAUUAUUGCAGUCAAUGGAGAAUUGAAUCAAAUGACCUCUGAACAUAAAUUAUUGAGUGCCAAGACCGGGUAUGAAGAGAUCACUACCCACGGAGCGGUAUCGUUGAUUGUUAAUGGGGUUACUAGUCAUCGUAACUAUGAUAUUGAAAAUUAUUCAAUAAUAAAGAUUGAAGAUAAUAAAGAAAGUUGGACUAUAUUGAACGAUGAUAGUUUAAUUGCGUGGAGUGGGUACAAUAUGAAGUUAUCGCCAACGAGAUGGUUGGAUAAGUUCAAUUCUUUCAAGACCGAAGGUAAAGGUAUAAUAGUUGUUAAUGGAUCAAAUCAAUUAUACGAUAUUACAUUGGCAGAAAAUGAAACGUUAUUACUUAAUCCAAAUUCAUUGAUUGCCUCUACCAUGUCAAGUUUUGAAACUGAAAUAUUACGUAGAAAUACUAAGUUUCUUGAAAUAUUACCGAUUUCAUUACAAAAACUUUUAAUGGGAUUCUGGAGUGGUUUAAAAACACCUUUCACGAAAAUGGGAUUACCGCAAUUGAUUUCGACUAAUUUUAAUAAGCUCAGGGUAUCAUUUGAUGAUAAAUUUGAGAAAUUGGUUGACGAUUGGAGUUUCAAGUCGACAUUAUCUACCGGGGCGAAGUAUAUGCAUCGUUUUUUGCAUUCAAUCAGAUUGAGUUUAUUUGCUUUAUUCGCUCGUAAACCAAUUUUUUUCAAAUUCAAGGGCCCAGGUAAGCUUCUUGUCAAUAACGACCGAGUAGUUGCUAAUGAAAGGAUAUUUAGCAAACAGGAAAUUGAAGAUAUUUAUCGUACCAAUAGAGAUUAACUUGUAUAACUAAUAAACACUAUUGUUGCA